AUGGUUAUUCUGCGGAUUACCCGUGUUCCUCUUGGAAGAGCGUUUUCAACAUCUUCACUACUUUUUUCUUCUGUGAAUGUGGAGAAGAGCUCAGUUCCACAAAUUAUCGCAAAAGGAGGGCGCCCAGAGGUAUUUCAGAUAGAUGGAAAAUCCAUAGCUACUGACGACAUGUGGAACCUAAACCCUGCCAUUCACGGUCUCCUCAACCGUCGUUUGCUGUUGGAGCCAUACAAUCCACUGUCGUUGCUCAAACAAAGAAUAGUUGACCACAUGCACCAAACCUAUAGGAAAUCAGGUGGAGAAAAUAGGAGUCCUUUAUUUACUGUUUGUGAGAAUGAGCCGAGAAUUGUGACUACUUUCGAGAACUUCGAUUCGCUCCUGACUCCACCUGACCAUGUCUCUAGAAGACCUUCGGACACUUACUAUGUUAGUAAGUCGUACUGUCUCCGCGCACAUACAUCUGCCCAUCAAUAUCAACUUCUGAAAGAAGGUCUUAAUACAUUCCUCGUUUUGGGGGAUGUGUACCGUCGCGACGAAAUCGAUCGGACACAUUACCCAUGUUUUCACCAGCUUGAGGGCGUUAGAACCUUUUCUUCUAAACAACUUUUCAACCCUCCACUUGGAUCAGAAAUACCCAUUCUCGAAAACGGAGAGCGAACCCCUGAAAAACAGGAAAGACACACUUACGAUGCAGCAAAGGCGCUAGAGAUCCAACUUAAGACUACACUCGAGGGUCUUAGUGAUGCCUUAUUUGGAAGUGAUUGCGAAAAGCGUUGGGUUGAAGCAUACUUCCCCUUCACUCAUCCUUCUUUUGAGUUGGAGGUGCUUUACGAAGGGAAAUGGAUGGAAGUAUUAGGAUGUGGCAUUAUGGAACAAAAACUAUUAGAAUCGGCUGGUGUUCGAGAUAUGGUCGGAUGGGCAUUUGGUCUCGGACUUGAACGUAUAGCGAUGAUACUAUAUGGAAUUCCAGAUAUCCGGCUUUUUUGGUCCACAGAUUCCGGGUUCUUAUCACAGUUUCAAGGUAAAUCUCCAACAGACGAUUUCAAAUACAAGGCAAUCAGUGUACAUCCUCAGGUCUUGUUCGACAUGUCUUUCUUCUUGCCAGAUGGUGUGAUUUUCAACGACAUGACGUCGAAUGUCAACGAUACCGUACGUAACGUUGGAGGCGAUUUGGUGGAGCAGGUGAAACUCACUGACGAAUUUACGAACAAGAAGAAUCGCCGCAGUCAAACGUACAGGAUUGUCUACAGAAGUCACUCCAAAGCUCUGACCAAGGAUGAAGUAAAUGUUGUACAUAAGCAGAUCACUGACGAACUUGUAGCACUUUACGGUGUCACCAUGCGAUAG
This is a messenger RNA of Necator americanus (New World hookworm), 1347 nucleotides long. RefSeq lists its product as uncharacterized. Gene Ontology annotation, biological process: phenylalanyl-tRNA aminoacylation. Gene Ontology annotation, molecular function: tRNA binding; ATP binding; phenylalanine-tRNA ligase activity. The record is from RefSeq and is a predicted model, not a curated record. NCBI's taxonomy places the organism in Eukaryota, Metazoa, Nematoda, Chromadorea, Rhabditida, Ancylostomatidae. The transcript is spliced from 10 exons. Gene Ontology annotation, cellular component: cytoplasm; mitochondrion. Bases 1 to 1347 code for a protein of 448 amino acids.